Knipowitschia caucasica is the source of this 216-nucleotide messenger RNA. The record is from the annotation of a GenBank genome assembly. Lineage: Eukaryota; Metazoa; Chordata; Actinopteri; Gobiiformes; Gobiidae.
AUGCUUCUUAUCGAUUACAGCUCGGCAUUCAACAACAUAAUCCCCUCCAAGUCGAUCUCCAAGCUCACCUAUUUGGGCACAGACAAAUCUCGCAGCAACUGGAUCUAUGAUUUCCUGACAAAGAGGCCACAAGUGGUGAGAAUUGGCAGACACACCUUGUUCACAAUAGAGGAUGGCGAUCACGUGGUUUGGGAGUACAAGAUCUCCUCCAGUUGA